This is a messenger RNA of Lathyrus oleraceus (garden pea), 873 nucleotides long. RefSeq names its product F-box protein CPR1-like. Bases 1 to 873 code for a protein of 290 amino acids. The record is from RefSeq and is a predicted model, not a curated record. Gene Ontology annotation, molecular function: protein binding. Lineage: Eukaryota; Viridiplantae; Streptophyta; Magnoliopsida; Fabales; Fabaceae. The transcript has a single exon.
AUGGAUUAUCAGCAGAAGCUAUCACUGCCAUUCAACAAGUGGUCUGAUUCAAAGGUUAGCAGAAAGUAUAUUGACGAUGAUGUUGCCUUCCAUGUUCUUUCGAAACUCCCCGUUAAAUCAUUGAAGCGUUUUGGUUGCGUACGCAAAUCAUGGUCCAUUUUAUUUGAAAAUUCUCAUUUCAUCAAUAUGUUCCGCAACCAUUUCAUAUCUCAUAGCAAUUCCGAGGAUCAUCGUACAUAUCUCCUCAUAUUUAAACGUGAUUGUGCUAAUCGUUACCAUCCUGAAUUGCAUUUGCUCGAUAGUAGAAUCAAAUUAAUUUUGCCACCUCCAUUUCAAGAGGAUGUUUUUUGUAUCGGGACAAAGAAUGUAAAGGGAGGUUCUAAUAAGGUCAAAUAUGUAUUGUGGAACCCAGCUAUCGAAGAAUUCGUUGUCAUUCCUCCUAGCCCCGAUGAGCUUGUACCAAAACACCCUCGCCUUGGCGUGUUUCAUGACUUUCAUGGGUUUGGUUAUGACCAAGUAAGAGAUGACUUUAAGGUGAUUCAAUAUGUAACAUUUGAUAGCUGUAAUGACUAUGAUCCUGAUUCUCCUCCACCACAAGGUAUAAUGUAUUUCUCCUUUUUUGAGAUAUAUAGUCUAAGAAAUAAUUCUUGGAAGAUACUCCACAUGGAUGAUAUGGCUCAAUGGUGUGUUGGUAACCCAUUUAAUGGGGAGGAAUUGUACAUGAAUGGUGCAUCUUAUUGGUUGGUUAAGGAGAAGAUUAUUGUUGUUAUACCGGACUUUACAAGGAAAGCCUUCUUUCGAUUGGAGGAUCAAGUAACUAGUUUUUUUUUCUCUUUUUAUUUUCACCCGGAGGUAUAUUGCUAUGGUUAUUAG